AUGCAACCUCUAAACCCAUUUCUGCGCGCCUUCUUCCGCAGCACUCUCCCGGGCCAGUGCUCCCCCGCGCAACAUCACGUACUCCUCGUCCCCACCACAGACGUCCUCCUAAACGCCAGAGACCGCGAGAGCCAUGCCUUGUACGCCGACCUAUCCGGCUCCGAGGAGUUCCUCGCGAGCCAUGUCCUGCGCGUACCCGGCGGCAUCCCGCCAGGCGCCAAUGGCAAAGAUACGUCAUUUCGCGAAAGUAGGGGGAAGGCGAAACAGUACACCACCGCAAAUGGGCGUACGGUGAUAAUCAAGGACACUUUUGUUUACAGCAAUAAGGGCUUCAAAUCACUCAACCAGGCACAGCUUCUGCACGACAUAAUCUAUUAUCCGGACAGUUUCGACGCCCAACCCUGGCUGGUGUACUACAUAUCGAGGCCGCUGAUCGGGGUGUACGAAUCCAUACCAAUAGUCCCUGCCGUGCCCGAUGCACCGCCGAAGCCACCGCCGCCAGCCGAGCCAGCGAAUGGGACGAGUUCGAAUACUGCUUCCAUGCCGCGGAAGAGGGAGGUUAAAUCCUUUGCUGAGCUCUUGAACAUGUUUCCAAUGAUCGCGAGGCAAAUGCAGCCAGGUUUGGAGCGCCUGUUCAAAGAGUUCGGCAAAGAAUUUGAAAAGCCUCUCCCUCCCGUGCCAAACUCGAAACCGGCUAGCCUUUCCAGCCGGCGCAGUUCUAUUUCCUCCGGAGUGAGCUUGCCGCUUUCGUUACACAGCACCCUAUCUAACGGAAGCACGAAAAUGCCUUCCACGUUGGAAAUAUAUGACGAGGAGGAUAUUAUGCGCCGAUCCCUGGAGACUGCAGUCACUGCUGCCAUCGAUCUCUUCCAGAUGGUGGAUAAGCAGCAGUUGUCGAACUUGGGCGCAACUACCGAUUUGACUGGCCCCAUUGUGGAGCGCAUGAUCGAGCGAUACGUCUGCGAGCAAGCCCAUGAGUCGAUCCUAUUUCCAAGGAUCUGCACGGUGCGGCGUUUCGACGAUCUUGAGCUCGAGUCGCGGGUGCGACAAAUGCAGGAUUUGGAUAUCUCGCAAGUUGGUAUACCCAUAGAAAACGGACAGCAGGGCAAGUUGGAGCUAGCAGCGCGCUUGGCGAAAGGAGUUGAAAUCUUUAAAAAGAUGGGCUCCGCCGGAAGCCCCCAGGAAAUGCUGGAUGUUUUGCUUGCUACACAGAAGCUUAUCACCAUGCCAGAGCCCGCGAAGGAACCGUCCUCGCGGGCCGGCACAUCUUCCGAUUCCCAAUCCGAGAAGCAUGAUGCCAUGCUGACCAUCAAUGCGGACACCCUGGUUUCCCUGCUUUUGGUAGUGGUCAUUCGCUCCUCCGUCCGACAUCUUCAAGCACGGUUGUCGUAUAUGCGACAUUUCAUUUUUAUCGAUGAUGUCGAGAGUGGAGAGAUGGGCUACGCCUUGAGCACGUUCGAGGCCGUUUUGUCCUACCUUGCGAGAGAUUCGCACGGUCUGCGCAGAGCGAGCAAAAAGAACAGGCAGCUGUGGCAAGCCACGAAAAAUGGAGAUCUUGCGGGCAUCCGAAACAUCCUGGAACCUGGCAAGAAAUCCGCCGCGGACGGCAGCAUGGAAGAAGAGCCGGAAAAUACCGACGACACGGUUCCGCACGUUGAUUCUGCAUGGUCUGAACUGCAGAACAAGUCCUUGUACGGACGCAGUGUUGAUGAUUGGAUGGGUGGUGCGGUUCAGCCCGCCGAUCAGACGCCAAAUGGAACCUCUCCAUCCGGGUCGUUAGCACACGUCUUUCCUUUCCAAAGAGCUCAAACGCCGCCGCCGGAGCAGAGGCCGAAGAUCAAGAAACGCGUGUCAAUGCAACCGCGGAGCAAUUCAAGCUCUUCUGCGAUAUCGUUCUUGUCGCGAAGUGAUACUGUCAUCUCUACGGGCAGCGGUCUUGAAGGGGAUGCUUCGAUCGAGAAGGUCGCCCACACACAAGAUCGGACUGGCCAGUCAGUUCUGAUGAUGGCUGUCGAUAGUGGGCAAGAAAAGUCGCUCAAGUAUCUCUUGAGUCUUGACGAGUUCUACCCCUUCGAAGAGGUCAUCUCUGAUUGCAACAACGAUGGUACCACUUUGCUGAGUGCCGCAAUCCAGCAGUCGAACACAGGAAUGGUGAACAUACUCUUGGAGUAUUUCGCGCACAAUAUGCACAGCGAGCACGCUUUGGCUGAGUACAUCGCGCAGCAGGAUUCUCAGGGUAGAUGUGCAGGGCACUAUCUCUUCAACCUACCGUUGCUGAUUCCCCGGAUCGGACACCUUGUCCCGUGGACGUUGAAGGACAAAAAUGGCCAAACACCGCUGUUCGCGCUUUGCAGGUCCUACGAUCACCAAGAGUAUCGCUCUAUGGUAGAGGCUGGCGUAGCAGCGGCGACGAGAGCACAGGGCGAUGGCCAGCUGCUUCAUCUGGACGACCAUAUCGACGCCAAAGGGAAUACUCUGCUUCACAUCGUUAAUGACCCGCAUCUGGCGCUGAAGCUGCUGUACCACUGCGAUUCAGAUGCCAAUGCUGCGAACGACAAGCAAUUCACGCCUCUGAUGGUUGCCAGCAAAUACGGACGUACAGACCUUGUUCGAGUUCUGUUUGGUGAUCCCAGAGUGGAUCUCAAUGUGAAGGACACACGGGGUUUGACAGCGGUUGAGCUGGCCAAGGAUGACGAAGUGCGCAAUCGGAUCGAUGACCUGGUGCUCCUGUCGAGUCCUUCCGGUGUCAAUGGCCGCACCACCACCGUUGUACGGUCCUACUUCGUUGAGGACGGUACAAUCAGGAUGGUGCUGAAGUCAGGAGCGCCGAAUGACAGCAAUUCCAUCACUGUCACAACGUGUCGCCGGUCCUUAGCGGAUUUUGAGAACCUUGCAAAAUGGCUGUCUCAGGAGAACCCAGCUUCCUGGAUACCGGCGGUCACUGGAUUCGCAACGCCUUUCCUCAUUCCGUCCAAACCUUCGCGAGCCAUUCUCAGGGACAUCCAAUUACGGCUUGACAGCUUCCUCAAGAUCCUACUCCUCCACCCAACCUUCUCAACUCACGAGAUGGUUUGGGAGUUCUUCCUCGUGCCCGAUAUCGACCAAGAGAUGUUAGCUGAGCGUAGUAAACGCAAGGCAGAGACUCGAAUCGAUCGGAUCAAGGAGGAGUAUACGCCUCUCUUAGACGUUCGUGAGGUGGAGGUUUUCGUGCAGCACGCCCGCGAAUCCGUUCGUGGCAUGCAUCACUCGGCCAAAUCAGUCCUCCGCCGCACCAACAAGGUGCGAGCGGCGUCGAGCGACCUUAUCGACGCGGCGCAGAUCUGCUCAGGGGCGCUGGACACACUCGCGUUCCUGCCAGACUCGCACAAGAUUGCAUUCGAGCGAUACGUCAAGACGCUGACGCAGAUGGAGUCGUCGCCGCUGACGGGCUUCUACUACAACAUGCACGCCAUCAGCUCGACGAUCCAGGCGAUCCUGGCGGCGCUGUCGCGGCCCGGCACCAUCGUCGGCGCCAUGGGCCAGACACAGAAGCAGAUCGACCGCCACACGCUGUCGCUCCAGCGCAGCGGCCGCUGGCCGCUCGGCCUGCUCGACGACACGCGCCACCGCAUGCAGCGCGAGGCCGCCGAGCGCGUCGACCGCAGCGUCCAGGAGCUCGAGACGCUCGGCAAGGAGCUCAAGUACACGCAGCAGACGGUCGCCGCCGAGCUCGCCGCGUGGCAGGACGCGCGCGUCCGCCAGGGCCGCAAGGCUUGCAAGGAGCUCGCACGCCGCAUGGUGGUGGUCGAGAAGGCGCGGCUGGAGAGCAUGAGAAGGGCGAUUCGUGGGCUGGGGUUCAACGAGAGGAGGCGGAUGAGCGCCGUCGAGGGGUUGAAGAGGGCGGCGAAUGGGGUGAUGAGGGAUCCGGAGUUGUUGGAGGAUUUGUAG
This is a messenger RNA of Lasiodiplodia theobromae, 3927 nucleotides long. Its product is annotated as Vps9 domain-containing protein. The transcript is spliced from 3 exons. Gene Ontology annotation, biological process: early endosome to late endosome transport. The record is from RefSeq and is a predicted model, not a curated record. NCBI's taxonomy places the organism in Eukaryota, Fungi, Ascomycota, Dothideomycetes, Botryosphaeriales, Botryosphaeriaceae. Gene Ontology annotation, cellular component: early endosome; late endosome; plasma membrane. Bases 1 to 3927 code for a protein of 1308 amino acids. Gene Ontology annotation, molecular function: SNARE binding; guanyl-nucleotide exchange factor activity; phosphatidylinositol binding.